Messenger RNA from Anopheles funestus (African malaria mosquito), 3289 nucleotides. Its product is annotated as gustatory receptor for sugar taste 64e-like. The coding region runs from base 611 to 1960 and encodes 449 amino acids. The record is from RefSeq and is a predicted model, not a curated record. Gene Ontology annotation, biological process: detection of chemical stimulus involved in sensory perception of taste; sensory perception of sweet taste. NCBI's taxonomy places the organism in Eukaryota, Metazoa, Arthropoda, Insecta, Diptera, Culicidae. Gene Ontology annotation, molecular function: sweet taste receptor activity. Gene Ontology annotation, cellular component: membrane. The transcript has 4 exons.
AGUAAGGCUUAGAAUUUUUUUUCUAGAACUUUUUAUAGCAUGGGUUUCCUAAUAAUUGUUUUGAGCUUUUUGUCUUGGGAGAAUUCGGAUGAUAUACAGAUUUCAUCCUUCUGUUUUCGCAUUUAGUUCAUCUAAUAAGGAACUUAGAGUUCAAGAUUUUGAUAUACGAAAAAUCGAAACUGUUAGUUUUGCCAUGUUGGACUGUGGAAUGAAAAUGCGUAUUUCGAAGUCACGGCAUCGAACGACAUGUGAACAUGACCAUAAUGCUGUUUAUGGACUUGAUUAGAUCUUCGUGACACAGGUUGGCACGCUUUCGAGGUUAAUAAUUAGCUUAUUAUUUAUGUAAACCUGUGUGCAGCUUUAAAAUUACACACGCUUCUAACCUGGUCCAAACUCCAUUAGUGAUUUGGCCGUGCUUAACACUUGAGGUGCAGAAUGGCUCUGAAGCUUUUGGAAAACAAACUUCUGCUGCGGAGAAAUAACGUGAUAAGGUAGAGAGAAAACGUCUAACCCUUGGUUAGUUUUGAUUUUCGACGCUUCAAUCCUCAAAGAGCUUUUACAAUUUUCAAGCCUUCAAAUCGAUGAGCUGGUAUGUGAGAAGCGGAAAAAGAUGGGAUUCGCUGCGCUGGAAAAUCACGACACCAAGCCACUGAUACAACCGACCUGGCACACCCAUCUGAGGAGAUGGUUCGUUUCCUGGCUGCGUUGGCCAAAGGUACAGCGCCGUGCAGGUCGUGACGAUUGGUUGUACAACGGUACGUUUCACGAAGCGAUACGCGGCGUGCUGAUGAUGGCUCAGCUAUUCUCCAUCAUGCCAGUGCGCGGAAUUCUGUCGAAGGAUCCCCGAAAGCUACGUUUCUCGUACACGAGUGGCCGAGCGGUGUACGCGUAUGUUUGUGCGCUCGGUAUUUGCUUUCUCGCUACCAUGUCAGUGUACUUCUUUGCCAGCAAACGGUACCAUUUCCAGAAGAUGGUUACGGCCUUUUUUUACUGCUACAAUCUGUACGCGAUGUAUCGGUUCGGUAGGCUCGGGCAACGUUGGCCAGAGUUAAUGGUGAAGUGGACUCGCGUGGAUGACUCACUACCACCCCAGAAGGACAUCUUCGAACGGGCAGUUUUGGCGUAUCGGAUAAAGUUGUGCUCCAUUAUGGUGAUGACAUUGUCACUGUCGGAGCAUUUGCUAUCGAUCGUGGCAGCCGUACACUACUCGAACAACUGUCCCGCAGUACAUGAUCCGUACGAAGCAUUCUUCAAGUCGAACUUUGCGUUCGUGUACUACUACUUCUCGUACUCGACAUUGCGUGGCUUUUUGACCAAAUUCUUCAAUGUGAUCUGUAACUUCAUGUGGAGCUAUGUGGAUCUGUUUGUGAUCGUGGUAAGCAUGGGUUUGUCGCACUCGUUUCGGCGUAUCAAUGCGUACCUGUUUCUGCACAAACGUCAGAAAAUGUCCGAGCAGUUCUGGGGCGAACAGCGCCAGAAGUAUCGAAAUGUGUGCGAUCUCGUAACUACAGUAGACGAUCAUGUCUCCGCCAUCACAAUGCUGUCCAUCUCGAACAAUUUAUUCUUUAUCUGUGUUCAAAUUCUCAACAGCAUGAACUCAAGGCCCACCUUAGUGCACACGGUAUACUUCUGGUUUAAUUUGAUCAUCCUGAUCGGACGUACGCUAGCAGUCGCCAUGUUCGCCGCAGAGGUGAACGACGAAUCGAAGCGUCCGAUCGAGGUGCUGCGUACGAUACCGCGCGAUGGUUGGUGUUUGGAAGCGAAACGGUUUGCCGAGGAAGUGACCACCGAUACCGUCGCGCUGACCGGGUUGAAGUUUUUCAGCAUGACCCGCAAGCUGGUGCUGAAUGUGACCGGGGCAAUCAUUACGUACGAGCUGGUCCUGAUACAGUUCCACAAGGAUGAGGUUUCGGACAUAGAUUUGUGUUUGAUUGAUCCAUUCGAUGAAAAGUAUGACUAAAGUAUUAUAGGCGCAGACGACAUUAAAGCAAAGAUUUCAAAGGAAUGUUAUUGAUAUUUUGCAGAUUUAACACGGAUGCUUAAUGUAGUUUAAAUACUCACUAUGUUCAUUUUUUCUUCUUCAAUGUGCUAGUUGAGUUUUGCUUGAAUAUGAAUGUGAAUGAAUAUGAAACUCUACGAAUCAGUGUAAAACAAAUUCCAAUCAUAUUUGAAGCACUUUUUUCUUAUCCAAAUAACAGCUACAGUUAGAAGAGUAUCAACUAAACAGCUUUUAAAAAUCAUUCAUCCUACACGUAUCCUUCCUGGAAGAUUCUUAUCAAAUCAUGUUGCUUCGGGGGUGGUGUAGUAUCGAACCGUUCAAUAUCAUCACAAACCCCAUCUUGAAAAAAGGGCUAAAUGUAAUCGAUUGUAAACGCUCCAAUCGAGCAUGUCGGGCUUCAUUAAUAAACAAUCGUUCGAAUCAAUAUUUUAUACCGUCUACCAUUGUCUCGUCUGAGAUGCAAAUGUGUGAAAAGAGUGCAAAAGAAAGAAGAAGAAAAAAGUAGAAACAGAACUGAUUAUCUGAAUUAUUAUGCAAAAGGAUAGCCUUUCGUUUAUCUGUCUUCCGACAACUUUAUGCUAAGUUGAUUCAUUUACUGAAGAACGACGGCAUUUAGUUCAGUGACCGAAAAUGAUGAAAUACGGCCAGACUGUGUAGCGCAGCCUCACGUUCCGUACCGUACGACAGCCUCAAGUAAGCAAAGGGCAUGAAAUGAAAUCGGAAAAUUUAAUUAAAUGGAAAUGAGCAGCAGAAAGGUAGCAUUUGCAUUCUGGUUUAAAUUUGGUAUCAUUUCGUUAGGGGAAAAUUUUCGCGUCAACGCGUUGAGUGUGAUGACAUGAUCGGAAAUGAAUUAUGUACGCCGCACGCACUACUAAUGUACCGUCGUCGAUCGAUAUUUGUCGUUUGUCUAGAUCUGGGGUAAUUUGAUAAUAAUUGACCUGAUGGUGUCGGGUUGUGAACAAAAUUUGGCACUAUAGCCUACGUUACGGAAUGGCAUUUAGUAAAGUGAAUGUUUUUUUUUAUAUAAAUGGUGGAAAAUCCCCAACAUAGUUCAAGCAGCUAUGUCAAGGUCAAUGGGUGUAGAAAUGAUAAUGUCCAUCGGUGGGCUGAUGUGAGGUUAAAAACUGCGUUCCACUACAACUUUUCGUCCCAUUCCGACGGUUGCUUUAAAAUUAGCUUUGUUAUGUGUAUAGUUGUAAAAUACUCAAUUGAAAACAUCUCCUUUUUAAUCAGCAAAUUGUCUUAGUUUUCGUGAGCGUGGUUGUACUGUUUUAUGCCCUAUAUACUGUG